Schistocerca americana (American grasshopper) is the source of this 2107-nucleotide messenger RNA. RefSeq names its product zinc finger protein 454-like. The transcript is spliced from 3 exons. Gene Ontology annotation, cellular component: nucleus. NCBI's taxonomy places the organism in Eukaryota, Metazoa, Arthropoda, Insecta, Orthoptera, Acrididae. Bases 780 to 2096 code for a protein of 438 amino acids. The record is from RefSeq and is a predicted model, not a curated record. Gene Ontology annotation, molecular function: zinc ion binding.
GUGAUUCUUCAUCCAAUGGAAUUUGCAAGUAGGCAUCAUGCAUAUCUGUCAUAGGAAACUAACAUCCUGCGCCAAGCCUGUCCAUGAAUUCCUUAGGGCGGGGUAAUGAAUAAGUGUCAACUAACCAUCUGUGGGUUGACCAGACUUCAAGUCAACACAAAUACGAAUGCAACCAGAAGGCUUAGGCAAUAAAAAUAGUGGACCUGUCCAUCAACUGGCAAUUACACCAUUAUCUUGCAAUUCUUUCAGUUCACUGGCUACUUUGUCUCGUAAAGCAAUUGGAAUGGGGUGACCAUGAAAAAAUGUAGGCUGUGCAUUGUCUUGCAGUGUCACAUGCACUACGAGGUUAUUAGCUUUUCCCAUUACUUCUGAAAAUAGUUUAAAAAUUCUUUAAGCAACUUAGCAACACUUGUCUUUUGGAUCACAAGCCAAUAUGGAAAGUUCAUUGUCUUGGAUGGUGUGCACAAACAAAUGAAAUGCAUCUAAUCUGAAAAUGUUCUCACUGUACCUUGAUUUCAACACUGUCCUAGUAUGAGAUUUGUAAGUUGCAGGCAAACUACACUGUCCAAGCACUGGAAUUUCCUGUCUGAUGUAAGUAGUGAGGUGCUUGUUAGAUUCAGAAAGGCAUGGUGAGCCUAGCUGUUUUUACGUGGCAUGAUUAAGCAAAGUGACUGAGGCACCUGUGUCUAACUGAAAGUUCUCACGGCAGCCAGCAAUUCAUAAUCAGACAAAUAGUUUGGACAUCGUUGCACAUCACUAAGGUAUCUGAAGGAGAUGGAAUGCCAUCAGAAGUAUGUUACAAUUGCAUGCACCAACUGGAAAGCUCAUACAGAUUCAGACAGAAGUGUGAAGAAGCAGAUACUAAGCUUAGGAAACUACUGAGAGCUGCCAAAGAUGCGGAAACAAAUCAACAAGAAUUUCAUGAAACUGACUUCGUCAGUGUCAAGAGCAACCUUUUUAACCUUCAAAUUAUGGCAACAGAAACAACAGAAAAAUCGACCACAUUAUUUGUCUGCGGCUCUCCAAAUCACAGUAAUUCUGAGUUGAUUUCUUCGGAUAUAUUUCCUAUUAAUAAAAGCCUCUGUCCAACAUUGUCAGAUUCCACAACAAUAGAUUGUAAAUCAAGUUCUAACCCAGUCUGUGAUUUGAGUGAUUUGCUUAUUCCAAAUGUACAUAAAUCAUUGUGUAAUUCAUCACAGGUAGAUACUACUACAUCAGAAUGCGAAUUAGAAGCUGGUGAAAAACAACAAUCGGAUGACAGUUUGAAGGAAAUGGAAAAUUUGUCUUGUAGCGAAGUUCAUUCUGUUGUGGCAAGCACAGGUGAUAUCCAUUCUCAGGUAAAGAGUGAAAAAAAUACUCAAAAUUCAUUACAACUACCUGAAAAUUGUCAGAAUUCAAAUCCUUCAUAUACAGGAAAUCAGCCAUUCAUAUUUUCUCCAACACUGAAAAAUGAAGAAAUUACAGCAGAACGUUUGGACGGCAGCAAAGCACACCUUGACAUGAAGGAGUUGGGAAAUGUGAACUGUGGUUCAUCUGGAGUGGUUCAGUGCAGGACUGUUUCUGAUUACAAACUGAUUUUCAAAUGUGAUAAAUGUCCCAAGAGGUUCAGCAAGAGACUAGACCUGAAGCGACACACUUCUGUUCACAAUCAGCAAAGAGGAUUUGUCUGUGGAAUAUGUGAAAAAUGGUGCCCUAAUCAAACAAAUUUCAAGCGACACGAGAGAACACAUACUGGUGAACGGCCAUUUUCCUGUAAAUACUGUUCAAAGAGUUUUUCACAGACUGCUAUCCUUAACCGGCAUAUGAUGAUUCAUACUGGUGAAAAACCAUUCCAGUGCAACGCAUGUGGAAAGAAAUUUACUCAAAAAGAAAGUCUUAAAGUACAUUCAAGGCAACAUUUGUCUGGAAAUGAUAUCACGACCUUUCAGUACAAAUGUCCAUUUUGUGAAAAAUCUUUCCGCCACCAGUCUGGCCUUUCAAGACAUUUGAUGUCUCACACAGGAAAAACAUUUAGUUGUAACCUUUGUCCAAAAACAUUUACAGACCAAUCAUCUUUGAAAAGACACCUUAAACGACAUUUUGAAAUAAAAUCUUGAUGAAGCUUAAA